CGUAAUCGUUACGUAGACAGCAGGAACUCAGUCAGAAAUGGCGACGCUUCUGCAGCCAGAGAAAGUGGUUUAUCUCGUCCGAGGCGAGAAAAAGAUUCGAGUUCCGCUCUCUCAGCUAUAUUUUUGCCGAUAUUGCAGUGAGCUGAGAUCCUUGGAAUGCGUGUCACAUGAAGUCGAUUCCCAUUUCUGUCCCAGCUGUCUGGAGAACAUGCCGUCAGCUGAGGCGAAGCUCAAGAAGAAUAGGUGUGCCAAUUGCUUUGACUGUCCAUGCUGUAUGCACACCCUCUCCACUCGGGCCACCAACAUCCCAGCACCACUGCCUGAUGACCCCACCAAAACCACAAUGAAGAAGGCCUACUACCUGGCCUGUGGAUUUUGUCGCUGGACCUCAAGAGAUGUAGGCAUGGCUGACAAAUCUGUGGCCAGUGGAGGAUGGCAGGAACCUGAAAACCAGCAUACCCAAAGGAUCAACAAGCUGAUCGAGUAUUACCAGCAGCUGGCCCAGAGAGAGAAGCUGGAGAGAGACAGGAAGAAGCUGGCACGAAGACGCCCUUUCAUGCCUCAGGCGUUCUCGCAACACACUAUUCACGUGGUGGAGAAGUAUGGACUGGGAACCAGACUACAGAGACAGAGAUCUGGAGCCCCAAUCAGUGCCCUGUACGGCCUUUCAUUAAAAGAAGGAGAGGACCAGAAGGAGAUCAAUAUAGAGCCAGCACAGGCUUUGGAUGAAGUGGAGCCCCUGCCUGAAGACUAUUACACCCGCCCUGUCAACCUUCCUGAAGUAACGAGUCUUCGCCAGAGGCUGUUACAGCCUGAUUUCCAACCUGCAGGAGCUUCACAGCUGCACCCCAGACACAAACACCUGCUAAUGAAGCGCUCUCUGCGUUGCAGGAAAUGUGAGCACAAUCUGAGCAAACCAGAGUUUAAUCCAACCUCAAUAAAGUUCAAAAUCCAGCUUGUGGCAGUGAGCUACAUUCCUGAAGUGAGAAUCAUGUCCAUUCCUAACCUGCGUCAUAUGAAGGAGAGUCAGGUUUUGCUGACCCUGACCAACCCAGUAGAGAACAUUACCCAUGUGUCUCUGUACACCUGUGAGGAGGAAGACCCAGAUGAUAUUAACAGCAAUGCUAAGGUACUGGUGCCCUCAAAGGAACUGGUCCUGGCAGGGAAAGAUGCCGCCGCUGAGUAUGAUGAACUGGCUGAACCUCAAGGUUUUCAGGAUGACCCAGAUGUGGUGGCCUUUAGAAAGUCAAACAAGAUCGGCUUCUUCAUCAAAGUGAUUCCACAGAUAGAGGAGGGUGAUGUCACCGUUUCUUUCAAACUCCGACAUGACUUCCGGAACCUCGCUGCUCCGAUCAGACCCGCUGAGGAGGGGGACGCCACCAGUGAGGCCAUCUGGCUCACACACCAUGUGGAGCUUAGCUUGGGCCCCCUGGCAACUUGAAAACAUAACACACUCGGACGCAAGUAAAACAUCAUGUGACACUAAACUCACUCACAAACUUACACAAUCUCUCUCUUGCUCAUAAAGAUGUUCAUCCUCUUGGUGAAGUGAGUGUAAAUGUUAUCACGCGUCACUUAUAGGAACACAGUUACUUUGCAGUACACACACUACUCCUACACACGAGUCAGAUGCUUUGAGCAGUGAUCUCUUUCUAGCGCCCCCUGCUGAUGUAUUUAAAUGCAUGCGAUCAAAGUAACGUCACCUACUGUUAUAUCUCAGCUUCAACUCGUUAUUCUCAGUGUUAAUAAGACAUUUAGAUUAAUGCUUCAAGUUAUUGUGUUAAUUUAAUAUUUUGUAUUUGCUGUAAAACAAGCAAAAUGUUACUUGCAGUUUGUGUGGCACUGUUAGAAAGUGAGACAGACAUUGUUUAUGAAACAUGCUAAAUUUUGUGGUAAUUCAGGGGAUGAACAUCAGUGCAUUCAGCUUUAUUUAUCUGUCUCGUAUAGUAGCCGGAAGUCCUGAUUUAGUUUCGAUUAUAACAGCCUUAAAAUGUGGUUGAGCAAUCUUAUCAAAUAAAAUAUGACAAAAGUCA
This is a messenger RNA of Pimephales promelas (fathead minnow), 2033 nucleotides long. RefSeq names its product dynactin 4 (gene dctn4). The record is from RefSeq and is a predicted model, not a curated record. Gene Ontology annotation, cellular component: dynactin complex. NCBI's taxonomy places the organism in Eukaryota, Metazoa, Chordata, Actinopteri, Cypriniformes, Leuciscidae.